GUGACAUAAAUUAAUAUUUAAUGAAAACUAUUUCGUGGUAAAAAUGUUUGUUUUGUAAUGGUAAGACUUCUGAUAUAAACAACCUUUGGUAAUCUAUUUUAGUACAAUAUCGUCUUAUUCUUAUACUAAUAAUUGGGGUUAUUUAAGGGUCGUGUAGUACGCCCUUUAUGGGGAAUAUUAUGGCGGCCAUGACACUUUACCACUAUACCAUUGUGACUUGUCAAAAGUCGUAACUUCAUUCGGCAUCUGACAUCUGUCUUGAGCGCUCGAAUGUUUUCUUUCCACGUCGUGGUAUUUUUCAUUGUUGAGUUUUUGUUUUGUGUUAAGUUUUUGUUGUGCGAUAUUGUUGACUUUUUGUUAAGUUUGUAUCGUGAACGUGAGUUUUCGUUUUACGGAAGUAAAAUGGAACCCGUGGCAGGUCCUUCCCAGGACAAUCUGAAAGAGAAUAUUCUUCUUUCCCCACCAAGGAAAAGACCCGCAUCUCAUAUGAGUGUUUCGGAAAAAUGUAUGGUGAUGAACUGCUACAAACACACAAUACAUGGCCCCAUGACAAGUAUUUUACACGUCUGGAAUGUUCCAAGAAAGUGGCGGAAAUAUUGGGUAUAUCCGAAAGAACCGUCAGAAGUAUAUUCGCGGAACAUAAUUCGGCAACAGAAUUUGCUUCACCCAAGAAACCUGGCCCCAAGUUGUCAGUAAUUGACAAGUUGGAUGAGUUCACAUUUGCAGCCAUUAGACGGACAGUACAUCAAUUUUUUCAUCGCAACGAGCCGCCUACUAUUGAGAAGGUAUUGCAAGUUGUUAAUGAUGACCCGGGCCUGCCAAAUUUAUCUUUUUUCACCUUGAGACAGGUGCUUAAGCACCUCAAUUUUAAAUAUGCAAGUCGGAAACGCCAAAGCAGCCUCAUUGAUAGGGCUGAUAUCAUAUUGUGGAGGAAAAGAUAUUUGGUGAAAAUUAAGCAGUAUUGUAGAGAGGGCAGACCUAUUUAUUACCAAGAUGAAACAUGGAUUAAUGAAGGGCACACGGUGAACAAGGUCUGGCAGGACCCUAAAGUAUUGUCAUCUCGACAAGCCUUUUUAGAAGGCCUUACAACUGGCCUUAAGGCUCCAUCGGGAAAAGGAAGGCGGCUCAUUAUAAGCCACAUUGGCAGUGAAGAAGGAUUUGUUGAAAAUGGAUUGCUGCUGUUUGAAUCAAAGAAAAACACUCAAGACUAUCAUAAAGAAAUGAAUGCUCAGCAUUUUGAAGAAUGGCUAACUGGUAUAUUGCCACGGCUUAAGCCAAACUCCGUGCUCGUUUUAGACAAUGCUCCUUAUCAUUCAAGAAAAUUAGAAAGUGGCCCUGUAAAAAAGUGGAACAAGGGCCAAAUUAUUCAAUGGUUGCAUGAAAGGAAUGUACCCUGUGACAUGUCCAUGAUCAAGACAGAGUUAUGGGCUCUGGUAGAAACUCAACCCAAAGUAAACAAAAUGGCAGUAGACGAAUUAGCGGCAGCUCAUAAUGUAACCAUUUUGAGACUCCCCCCAUACCAUUGUGAACUAAACCCCAUUGAAUUAGUGUGGGCACAAGUGAAAGGGCAUGUGGCAAAAAAGAAUAAAAGUUUCAAAAUGGCAGAGGUCAAAACAUUAUUAAUGAAGGUUUGGAGCUUGUGACACCAGAGCGCUGGAGAGCAUGCAUUAAUCAUGUGAUAAAAGUUGAAGACGAAAUGUGUAAAUUAGACCAUUUAAUUGAUGAUGUUGUAGAGCCGUUCAUAAUUAACACAGGUGAAGAUGAAUUAAGUGGCUCUGAAAUUGAAGAGUAAAUAAAGCUUUGUAGAAUU
Leguminivora glycinivorella is the source of this 1810-nucleotide messenger RNA. RefSeq lists its product as uncharacterized. The record is from RefSeq and is a predicted model, not a curated record. The transcript is spliced from 3 exons. Bases 504 to 1643 code for a protein of 379 amino acids. Gene Ontology annotation, molecular function: nucleic acid binding. NCBI's taxonomy places the organism in Eukaryota, Metazoa, Arthropoda, Insecta, Lepidoptera, Tortricidae.